Haplochromis burtoni (Burton's mouthbrooder) is the source of this 4101-nucleotide messenger RNA. Its product is annotated as gap junction delta-2 protein. Gene Ontology annotation, cellular component: connexin complex. Lineage: Eukaryota; Metazoa; Chordata; Actinopteri; Cichliformes; Cichlidae. Gene Ontology annotation, biological process: cell communication. The record is from RefSeq and is a predicted model, not a curated record. The transcript is spliced from 3 exons. The coding region runs from base 1593 to 2585 and encodes 330 amino acids.
ACCGUCGAGCUUCCACACUGGAACAAAGGACUGCAAUGAACACAGGGCAGGAGGCACAGUUAGAUCACAACUCCGUCUUUUCUGUGCAACAUCAGGCAGGAACAGGCACAGCAGUACAGUGGGAGGCAUUCUUGCAAGCAUAACCGAAGCAGAGAUCAGAGUAGCAAUCCAAGCACAUUUACAAGAGGAGGCAGAGAAGGAGGGAGGGCGAGAAGGAGGGAUGAGAGAGAGCAGAUCUAUGAAAGGAGGAGGAGGGGUGUUGCAUGCUCACACAGUGUGACAGAGAUAGAGCGAUGAACGAGGCUAAGACACACAGAGAGAGAGAGGGAGAGAGGGGAGAGCACAGAGCAGAGAUGGGGACCGAACGCUGAGACAGAGGUAGUUGGAAGGACUCAGAUCUGCAGAACAAACGUGAGGAAAAGGAGGAAGAGAGUGAAGGUGAAGGAGAGCAGGAGGGAGAGAGGCGGGAGGGAGGGGGGUGCAAGAUGAUGGAGCCCAGAAAUAGGUUUCUCAGGACAGCUUUUCAUCCCUGCAAGACAUGACUCUUGGUGUUGGACUGUGCUGAAUUUAGCCAGGGGGACAACACAGGACAACACAGGACAGCAGGUCUGCAGCACAUUGACUGGGUUCAGCCUCACUGGAUGCAGCAAAGCAGCUGAUUUAUUACUGAGGGGCUGGGUGGCAGCGUGUUUGAGCGUGUGUCUUGGAGCGCACGUGUGUGUGCAUGUGUGUGUAUGCAGGUUUUUAUGGGUCCUUGUAGCACUCAGAGCUGUGGGAGCGACCAUUCCUCCAGUCAUGAAAUGACAUUCAGCAGGCAGGAGCUUUGUGUGCUGGCGUGGAUCUGCAGUCCUCAGUAGGAAGUGCGAGAGUGGGGAUUCAAAGCUGUCAUCGAGUGCAAGUGUGCGUGUGUGUUUACAGUGCCGUUUGCUGAGGUGAGCCGAGGAGGAUCAGCUAUAUGUGUUGUGUGUGUGUGUUUAGGUUGGAGUAGCAAGGGUGCAGCAAAGGCAAAGCUUCUACACAAUGCAAGGACGAUUGCAGGGGAGCACCGAUGGCAGUGAGUGCAGCUAAAGUACAAGGAGUGCCCUGGGGGUAAGGUGGAGGACAAAGGCAGGGACAGAAGAAGGAGAGGGGAAGGAGAACAGAGGCAAGUGGAAAACAGAGGGUGAUCAUGGCUGUCAUUCAGUGAGCUAUAGCAUAUGCUGUAGCGCAGAGCGGAGUGGUGCGGCAGGGGGAGGACAAGCAUCACUGCACAGGGGAGGGGGAGAAACUACGGGAGAGAGAAGGUGGGGGGAGUGGUGUGUGUGUGGUGGGGAGGCGAUCAGCUCAGCACCUCUUCAGCACCUGGAAGAGGAGCAGAGCGGGACAGGCCCAGCAGAAGACACUCAUUCAUUCACGUGCACAGAGAUGAACUGAUAAGCGGCCAGGUCAACGUGUAGAGGUCAAAGGGAGCUGAGGUGUGACGGGAGUGGGUGGGUGGUUUGACUGUACUCUCUGCUGGUCCUGAGAGCAAGGCGAGGGAGUUCCCUGGAGGAAAGGGGGGUCAGGUCCCCAAGCCCUGUUUCUUCUGACCGUUCUGCCCCCUCUUCAUCGCCAUGGGAGAGUGGACGAUUUUGGAGAGGCUGCUGGAGGCGGCUGUCCAGCAGCACUCUACUAUGAUCGGAAGGUGGCCAGAUAAAGGAGACCGAAGGGAUGUCCGUGUUGCUCUGUUUCUGCUGGAUAUGAUCCUGCUGACAGUGGUGGUGAUUUUCCGUAUCUUAAUAGUUGGCAUAGUGGGGGAGAAGGUGUAUGAGGACGAGCAAAUCAUGUUCAUUUGUAACACCAUGCAGCCCGGCUGCAACCAGGCUUGUUAUGACAAGGCAUUCCCAAUCUCGCACAUCCGCUACUGGGUUUUUCAGAUAAUCCUGGUGUGCACGCCAAGCCUGUGCUUCAUCACCUAUUCUGUCCAUCAGUCAGCCAAAGCACGUGAUCGAAGCUACUCUCUGCUGCAUCCUUACAUGGAUCACCAUGGUCAUGGCCACCAUGGUCGCCACCAUGACCACCACUCUCGUAAGCUUCAUGCCCGAAACAUCAACGGCAUCCUGGUGCACCCCGACAGUAGUAAGGAGGAUCAUGACUGCUUGGAGGUCAAGGAGAUCCCUAACGGACCCCGGGGACUCCCUCCAACUCACAAGAGCUCUAAAGUGCGACGGCAAGAAGGCAUCUCCCGUUUCUACGUCAUCCAGGUUGUGUUCCGCAAUGCGCUCGAGAUCGGCUUCUUGGCGGGCCAGUAUUUCCUGUACGGCUUCAACGUGCCGGGGAUGUUUGAGUGCGAUCGCUACCCAUGCGUGAAGGAGGUGGAGUGUUACGUGUCCCGUCCCACAGAAAAGACUGUGUUUUUGGUCUUUAUGUUUGCAGUUAGUGGCAUAUGUGUGCUACUUAACCUGGCAGAGCUCAACCACCUUGGCUGGAGGAAGAUAAAAACGGCCAUCAGAGGGGUGCAGGCCCGGAGAAAGUCCAUCUGUGAAGUGCGCAAGAAGGAUGUUUCACACAUGUCCCAAGCCCCAAACCUGGGCAGGACCCAGUCUAGUGAGUCAGCCUACGUCUGACAGAGGCUUCUCUGCCUGGGGGCUCAAAGACCUUUUAAAUAUUGGAGAAGAGCUUUUCCCUGGCCGCAGACCACCCAUCAGUAGGCACAAAACUGACAACUGCAUUAUUAUUCAGGGGCACAGAUGGACUCUGUGUAGUGACGAUGAACCAUUACUUCACCAAGUAGAGUUUUUGACACUUUGAAACUAAAAAGGUAACCGUGUUGCUGUAACAUUGAGAGCUCUGCUCUGCCUAGGUGACACUAGGUGCCUUCACAGAACCCAACUGACAAAACUGAGCAAUUACAAAUAAUAUUAAUAGACUGUAGGUUUAAAGGUUGUGUGAGGUUGAAUUAUCUGAAGUUCUUCAUUAUUUGCCUUUGCUGUAGCUUAGAAAUCCUCUCAUUUUCCAAUUAUGUGUGCAUAUGCAAGAGCUUAAGCGCGUGCAUGCAUACGCAUGUGUGUGGGGAAAAAAAGCCAAUCUCUGACUCAAGUCAGGAUAAUUGAAUGCUAAACUAAUCUGAGCUACUGAGAGAAAAAUAAUGUCCACACUGUUAAGACCACACAGUGGACAAACAAGCACCUUUUGAACAACACAAAAUGAUCAGCACUAAAAUGUUUAGUAAACUGGAACACAUCAUUUAUUGUAUCAGACUUUUUUCCUAAAAUUUCUCACAAAUCUCCAUAUUCUUCACCGCAUUAGGUGCCAAACAGACUGCAGACUCACAUCACCUGAGAGCUUCUGCUCAAAAUAGGACACAGGGUGCACUGAAGAUGAGGUAGAUUACUUUCCAACACUGUGUCAAUGCACCACAAUGCUCCCAGUGCCUGCAAGGCACUGUUUACGUUCACACACAAAAAAGAAAAAAAAAUCAAGUAAAGUGUGCCAGUGUUUGCACUUUGGCUUGUAAAAUGUUAUUGCUGUUGAAAGCUUAUGAAUGGAAUUACACACUUUAAACAGGAAAAGUAUUGUAGUCACAAAUAUUUUAACAUGUAACCUCAAGCUUUUUUUCACAAGCUGAUUUGGUGCCAUAUUUCAAAGUUACUGUACAUAGAUGAAAUGUUAUAAUUACACUUAGUGUUUUCACUAUGCGGUAGAGAUAGGCUGUACUUGGGUGGGGGAAUAGGGGCUUGGUUGGUUAUGAAAAUUAAUCAUAGAUUGCCAGCUUUAAUGAGAUGUAUUAAUAAUGUGCUCUUUGUAAUGCCUUUACCCUCUGAUGGAAACUGUAUGUUCCAAGAAGUGACUUCCCUCUAUGGACUCUGAAAAAGGCAUGUAACUGAAGCAUUAUUAGAAUGGAUAGAUUAUGAGAUGUAACUUUAAAAAAGAGACUGUUUAAUUUAUUUGCAUCCUGCUCCUGUGAAAUGUAAUACUCAGCAUGCAUGAAGAUGAAAACUAUAAAGAGAUAUGAGCAUAGAAUCUCGUUAUGGGAAUAAUGAAAGCAAAUACCUGAAAGGCGCCACAACUGCAGCAAUAACAAUAAUAAUGAUAAUAUAUAGUAUGUGACAAAAAAUAUGUGAAUAAAUCAUUAUGCAGUGA